CGCCACCCCUUAUCCCCCGCCCCUCCCCUGCCGACUCCCCCCUUCCCCUCAACCUACCACCAGCGCCGUCGUCGCUAUCGCAUGAACCAGUAUUGUCCCGGCAGUCGCUCUCACGUGUCGUCCGUUGCUCCGGUCGUCCCCCCCGCGCCCUUCCCCCCCUCCCUCACCCGCGCGCUUCUAGGUGAUCUCGCGUCUCCCGCCUCGAGGCCCGCAGCUUCAACAUUGCGACUCAGUCAGUAUCUGUCGCUUGUCCUGUGCUCACGGGCGACCGCGCCUUUGCCGAGCGCUCGCAGUGUUACUGUUUCAUUAGUAAGAGAGCGCCUUGUGACUGUGUUGGACGCCUCUCACGACCGGGUCUUUCGUAGGAGGGAAGCUGGAAGGUGAACACGGACGUGCCUCACGAAUUCAACGAUUCUGAAAACCGACUUCGAGAAGCCCUUGAAAGGGUCACUCACCGAAACGAGACUGUCAGCCGUCCCUCCUUGAGGCUGACGGUCAGCGCCCCUCAUCAUACAGACAAAAAAGAAAAGAGAAAUUAAAAAAAAAGAUAAAAAUAAAAAAGAUAAACCUUAACCCAUCCCAUCACACCCUCAACAAACACACGCCCUAGUGAUGGAUUCCUGGUCGAGAAAAAGGGCAGGAGUGGCUCGUGCUGUGGAAGGCGUGGUGAAGCGGCGGAAACACAUCGUCCUCGUGGGUCUCGACGGCUCAGGCAAGACCACAGUGCUCACACGCCUCAAGUACCGUUGCUACGUGGCCACCACACCUACUAUAGGCUUCAACCACGAGAAAGUCUGGGGCGGCGGUUACCGGUGGUCGUGCUGGGACGUGGGCGGCGGCGAGCGACUCCGGCCGCUGUGGUCGUCCUACACCCGCGCCACCGACGGGAUCGUCUUCGUGGUGGAUUCGGCUUCCAUGGGCGACAUGAUGGAGGAGGCGAGGGUCGAGCUGGCGAGAGUCCUCAAGAAGUCGCGGGCGUCGUCAGUACAGCUAGGCAUGCCUUCCCCGCCUCUUCUGGUGCUGGCGAACUUCCAGGACCAGAUUCACGCCCGCACAGCCCAAGAGGUGGCCAUGAGUCUGGGUCUGGGCGAGGCGCACGGCGUGGUGUGGGCGGUGGCGCCCGUGUGCGCGCUCACGGGCGAGGGCUUGGACGACGCCAUGGCCACCCUCAGAACCUUGAUCGACAAGGUCCGCCAAGAUGCCCGUCGGAGGGACAGGUGGCGCUGAGGUCGCCUGGAGCUGCCCAAGGCGGAGCAAGCCAGGUGCAAUCAAACCUUCAACUGUCACCUGUCAGGAAGAGUAGCAGCUGUUAUGGAUCGUAACACCUGUUAGAACGAAAGAAAGGGCAAGAAUGUAACAGCUUCAUAGGUAACAACUGUUAGGUUCAUAACUAUUGUUACACCUGUUGCGGAGACUGUUAGACAUAGUAGCAAUUGUUACAGACAGAGGUAACAGUUGUAAAAAAAACUAACACGAAUAUUUCUGUACAUUAUAUUAAAAUAUGAAAGAAACGUAGAUCGCACAAGUAGUGUCCUAGUAUACGUGCCUUGCUAGACACCAAAUGUGAAUACUGUAGUUGUAUGAGUAUUCUCUGCAUGUGUACAUACAAAAGUAUGAUAGAUUCUUGAAUUCAAGUACUUCACAUGACUUUGUUCCUUGGCCAGCUGGGGUUGGAGACCAGCUGCCGUGCUGGGGACCCCAGCUGUGUGACGGCAGCGAGAUGGGCAGGCGAGAGCUACCUCGGACCUCCUAUCUGUGUGAAAGACGAUCAUUUGCAGGCAUUGGAGGUUAUACACGCACGCGCACACAAUUUAGGUAUACAUGCGCACCUACAUGAGUACUUAUACUAGACGCAUAUGUGCACAUACACACGCGAACACACGCCUUGAGGCCACAGAAGACGGUCCCCCUCGGCCACUUCCUCUAACUGAUCAUGGUUGUGCUCCCAGUCAGGGUCAGCCUUGACUGCCCCUCACACUGUCCCCUCCACAACACCAAGCACACGCGUCAUGCACUGGUCGUCAUGCACCGUGUCAUCAAGCACAUGUUGUCACAAUGCAGCCCACACGACCACGAAAACCAAGCAUUAUUAGUGACAUCCGCCUGCGACAACCACCAGUACCCUUGCGUCACCCUGUCACCAUCCUCAACCUUCACUAUCAUUAACCGCCUCUCCGCCGUGCCCCCCCCCCCCCUCUCUCUCUCUCCUUCUCGGCCUUCUCCUGUCAGACUUCCUCCUUUACCUCCUCCUCCUCUCUUCCUCCUCCUCCUGUCCCUCAUCUUCUUCUUCUGCUUCUUCCUUCUCCUCCUUGUCCUUCUUCUUCUUCUUCUUCUCCUUCUUCUUCUUCUUCUUCUUCUUCUUCUUCUUCUUCUUCUUCUUCUUCUUCUUCUUCUUCUUCUUCUUCUUCUUCUUCUUCUUCUUCUUCUUCUCCUCCUCCUCCUCCUCCUCCUCCCUCAUGUCCUUUUGUUGAACGUCACCUUCAGCAUUCCCUCCUCUUCCCUUCCCCCUUCCCGUCUUCCUCACCCCCCCCCCCCCGCCCCUUGGCACUCAGAGCCUUUCGGACUGGCGGCUGACCGUUGAAUGUCCUCAGGACCCUGACGCAUCCUCCUUCAAUUUUUCCCUUUUUUAAUCCUCCAUCCUCUUCACUCACCCCUUAAACCUUCCAUCCUCUCUGCUACCCUUCCCUCUUCCCUCUUUCGGUUACCCUCCUUUCGUCUUGUUUCCCUCUUUAUUUCUCUUCCCCUCUCUUUCCCUUCCCGUAUUCUACGUUAUAUCAGCAUACCCUCAUAACCCAUUUUCUCUGCCUUCUCCAUUUCCUUCUCCCUUUCUUCCUCCCUUUCCUCUUCUUCCUUCCUUCCUUUCUUUUUCCCCCCUUCUUCCUUCCUAUCCUCACCCCCUCCACUUCCCCCUCCUCAUCCCCUUCAUCCCGCCUCCGCCAUACCAUACCCAGGCGCGCCGCCAACCAAUGGGCGUGACCCAUUCCGUGUGGGCGGGGCUUUGCGUGGGCGGAGUGCCCCCUUCUCCCCGGCCGGAGCUUCACCCAUCAUUGCACGAGAGUAUCUGUGAUAAAACUGAAUUCCAACCCCUCCUCCGCGCGGGCUGCGGCGGGGGACUCCACCUCACUGCGGCCCGGCGUGGAACUCCACUCCACUCCACGCUGAGAUUAUCGUGGAUUCUUGGGUUUUCAUUUUUGUGUAAAAAGAAUAUGAAUGGACAGUUGGAUGAUAAAAAAAAGGUAAACAGAUUAUGAAUGAGGAUAAAAAGAAAUGAUCUGUCAAUAGGUAAUGACAUUCAUAUGAAAGAAAUAGUUGACUACUAUAAUAAAGCGAAAUGCUAAAAAGACAAAAUAAGUGAAGAUGUAAAAAAAAAAAAUAAUAAUAAUAAUACUCUAGAAGCCUGUGUGUGAAAGCUAUACAUACAACCGCUUUUCGUGGGCAACAUUUGCACAUGAAUACAUGAAUGUCUUGUACAAAGAACUGUAACCUUCACUAUUUGUUGUGUAAUCUCAGUUAUAGGAGUUUAAACCUUAUUCCAUAUGAUUCCCUGUGAUCAGUGUAUCUUUCUAUUUAAACGCCGAUCACGAUUCUUCUUAUUGUACUUUACGUGUAGUUCCUAUUAAGUUAUUCUUAUCUUGCAUUUACCUGUUGUUUACCAGUUUGUAAUUGUACCAGUGUUGUAAGCAGUAUUACAGAAUUUCCUGAUGGAA
Penaeus monodon (black tiger shrimp) is the source of this 3707-nucleotide messenger RNA. RefSeq names its product ADP-ribosylation factor-like protein 4C. NCBI's taxonomy places the organism in Eukaryota, Metazoa, Arthropoda, Malacostraca, Decapoda, Penaeidae. Gene Ontology annotation, biological process: intracellular protein transport; vesicle-mediated transport. Bases 613 to 1227 code for a protein of 204 amino acids. Gene Ontology annotation, cellular component: cytoplasm. Gene Ontology annotation, molecular function: GTPase activity; GTP binding. The transcript has 5 exons. The record is from RefSeq and is a predicted model, not a curated record.